AUGAACGACACCAUGUACAACGCCAUCCUGGUGGCGCUCCUGGCCGUGUCCAUCCUCCAGCUCCUUCGCCGGGGGGGCUCCCGGCGCCGCCCGCCGGGGCCGCGCACGCUGCCGGUGAUAGGGAGCGUGCACCACGUGGUGAACACGCUGGUGCACCGGCGCCUGCGUGACCUGGCGGCGGCGCACGGCCCCAUCAUGAUGCUCCGGAUCGGGCCGAUGCCGCUGGUGGUGGUCACCUCUCGGGAGCUCGCGCGCGAGGUGCUCAAGGUGCAGGACCCCAACUUCGCGAACCGGCCGCGGCUGCUCGUCGGCGGCAUCUGCGGCUACGGCUGGGCCGACAUCAUCUUCGCGCCCACCAGCGACUACUGGCGCCGGAUCCGCAAGCUUUGCAUCCACGAGGUGCUCAGCCCCAGGCGGAUCCUCUCCUUCCAGGGCAUCCGCGAGGAGGAGGUGCGGCGCCAGGUGGAGGCCAUCCGCGCGGCGGCGGCGGCCGGCGCGCCGGUGAACCUCACGCGGAUGGUCUACGACAUCAGCAGCCGGACCAUCUCGAGGUCGUCGUUCGGGGAGGUCAGGGACGACAUGCCCGUGUUCCAGGACGCCAUCAAGCGCGUCAUCGGGCUGUCCAGCGGGUUCAACGUGCCGGACCUGUUCCCGCGGCUCAGGGAGGUGCUCGGCGAGGCCAGCGGGAUGAAGCGCAAGCUCCGGGAGAUACACCGGACUUUCGACCGGAUACUCGUGGACAUCAUCGAGAAGAGGCGGAGGGAGCGCGCCGCGAGGGUCGCCGCCGGCAAGGAGAUCGUCGACGAGAACGUUGUCGACGUCAUGCUCACGCUGCAACAGCAAAACGACAACUCAUGGGGGUUCCCAGUCACGGACAACACCAUCAAAGCUGUCGUCUUGGACAUGUUCGCCGGCGGCACGGGGACGUCCGGCUCGUCGACGGAGUGGGCCAUGUCGGAGAUCGUGCGCAACCCGCGGGUGAUGAGGAAGCUCCAGGACGAGAUCCGGAGCGCGUUCCGCGGGAAGGAGACCAUCACCGAGACGGACCUCCGCAACAGCGACCUCAAGUACCUGAAGCUGGUGAUGAAGGAGGCGAUCCGGCUGCACCCGGCGGCGCCGUUGCUGGUGCCGCGGGAGAGCAUCGCCACGGCGGAGCUCGGCGGGUACGUGGUGCCCGGCGGGUCGCGGAUCGUGGUGAACGCGUGGGCGAUCUCGCGGGACCCGCGGUACUGGAAGAACCCCGAGGAGUUCCGGCCGGAGCGGUUCGCCGAGGACGGCGCGCCCGACUUCCACGGCCUCCACUUCGAGUUCACGCCGUUCGGGGCCGGCCGGCGGAUGUGCCCCGGGUACAACUACGGGCUCGCCGGCAUGCAGCUGGCGCUGCUGCAGCUCAUGUACCACUUCGACUGGAGGCUGCCCCCCGGCGAGGACGAGGUCGACAUGGAGGAGGCCAUGGGGCUCGGCGUGCGGAGGAAGAACCCUCUCAUGCUCUGCGCGACUCCAUACGUCCCUGCUCCGGCGGUGUCCGCCGGCUAG
Molecule: messenger RNA, 1536 nt
Organism: Panicum hallii
Lineage: Eukaryota; Viridiplantae; Streptophyta; Magnoliopsida; Poales; Poaceae
Product: 5-epiaristolochene 1,3-dihydroxylase-like
Exons: 2
Coding region: 1-1536 (511 amino acids)
Molecular function (GO): heme binding; iron ion binding; monooxygenase activity
Source: RefSeq, a predicted model, not a curated record